AUGGCCAGCACUAUUCCUCGUCAGCCAUUUGCUCCUCUGGAUGGAACCCGACUACAGGGUUUGACAAGUCUGAAGAAUCGACAGAAUGCUUUCUCUCCUGCCAGCAACGGCAAGCGAAAGGCCGAUUCUAUUGAUACAGACGAUUCGGAGAAUGUUGACCCGGCCCUGUUCGCCAAGAGGUCCAAGGGAUCCGACAGCUUCUUUUCCAAUGACUGCCUAAAACCCUCCACCUUCAUCCUGACCAAGACCAGCAGUGGAAGCUCUCUUUCGCCAAGGACCGCUACAACACCAUCUCUGAACAAAACCAGCAGGCCGAUUGCCAGGCCAAGAAGCACUAUCCAGUCCAGGUCGCCCAUCGCAAAGAUCAAUUCGUCACUGUCAUCGUCUACUCCGCUUUCGGCACCUGCAGGCCGUUCUCCGACUCGCGGAAGCAAGCGCGUCGGCAUCCUGUCCAAUCGCCGCCGCACAGCUAGCCCGUUUACGCGCGUAGACCCUCCAGCAUUCGGCAAGGGCAGCGGUCGUGGCGCAGCAGCAGCGGCAGCACCAUUUUCUUUGGAUGCCGCUCUCAAGGGUACCAUCUCCAACUACGCAUCGCGUCACAAUGUGCCGGCGGCCCCCGUGGUUGAUCUCUACGAUUCCCUGGACAGCUCUUGGACUUUCGAGAUCCACGAGGACACGCCAGAGCAGGAGAUGACAAACCUGCUGCAGCACAGCACCUGCGUCCUAGACAUCAGUAGCGAUGAGGAGAGCGAGCAAAAGGCGGUCCGGGAACGUGCAGAGGGUCGCGACAAGGAGAACAUCCCGCCAGCUGAUGACGUCAGCCAGAUCCGCACCCGGCGCAGCGAGGACGACAUGCUUGUCGAGAAGACUCGUGGGCCUCUUACCGAGAUGAACGCUGCGGACUACUAUGCAGAUGGCUGCGGUAGCGACUCGUUCAUCAUCGUGCCUGGGGAGUACGUCGACGACGAGGAUGCCGAAACCGUUCAUGGCGACGAAGAGCCAAGGGGGCACGACGACAUGGACAGCAAAGGCAAAGCCAAAUUUGUGUUUGCGCCAGAGCUCGAUGCCGAUGUCUCGGUCGACGCGCUGAUGAGCAGGAGAGACGUGCCUGCGCCGCAAGCUGCCCUGUUGCAACCUGUCGAGGGCACUGGCGAGAGUUUUGAGCUGUGGGAGAGCGGAAGCUCAAGGGAUGACGCCGAACCCGAAACCCUAGCUAGCCCAUCUUCCACCAGCCUUGCGGUUGAGGAAAAGGCUGAAGAGAAACCCGAGGGCACAACUGAGCCAGCAGUCGAGGUUCUGCAAACCCCCGAAAUUCUUGCCUCAUGA
Pyricularia pennisetigena is the source of this 1326-nucleotide messenger RNA. RefSeq lists its product as uncharacterized. Lineage: Eukaryota; Fungi; Ascomycota; Sordariomycetes; Magnaporthales; Pyriculariaceae. The coding region runs from base 1 to 1326 and encodes 441 amino acids. The transcript has 2 exons. The record is from RefSeq and is a predicted model, not a curated record.